GACAAGUUAUUGUGUUCUAUUGCGAUGCAAAAUUAAAUAAUAAAAGUCGCAAAUAUAAUUGCGAUGAGCUAUUUAACAGAGAGUGAGGCUCCACGGGAUUUCCGUGUCUCCUCUACAGAGAGCGAUGGACAUUAUACAAAGUGCGUUCUAUGUUACACCGUGAAAAGAAACUUCUAUUGUGCUGAUUGUGUUAGAAGUGGUAAUUUUGUUCAUUCCUCGAUGCCUUAUUCUGAUAGAUUUUCAGAGAAACAAAUAAAACUAAUGAGGAUCAAAGUGAACCGACAACACGUCCUAGAGAGAUGUGAAAAGUUAUUAGCACCAAAACUCAAGAAGGAUAUCCUUGUAACAGAAACAAAGCAAUCCAGAGACAGGUUGGACCUGUUAAGAUUAGCCAUAGACCAACGAAGAAGCAUAAUCGACAAUAAAAGAAAGGAGCUCACAGAACUAAAAACCUACAACAAUGAACUACGUCUGAAGCUUCCAAGGUAUCAGAAAAGGGUGACAAGCUUAGGGAAGCACGCUCAAGCACAAAGAAUAGAGCUACAAACUAAAAUUAGUCUCUACGGUGACCAGACACAGUCGUUAGCUGCUCUCAGAAGAUCAAGGAUACGACAGCUCACGAGAUAUAUUUUUCCAAUCUAUAUGAGCUAUGAUCUAAGUGACAGUAUAGAAGAUUUAGAGUUUCUCGGAGAAGAUGUGGAGGAGGAGCCUCCGAAACGUCCUCAGUUACACAUUGUGGCUCCGUGGAUAGAUAUAAAUGCAGACUACUCACACAUACAGGCUUGGGUAUCACAAAACAAGGACGCGGCGGUGUGCAGCGUGCCCACGUCCAACCCCGCCUACCGCACCAGCGCCGCGCUCGGGCUGGCGGCGCAGCUGGUGGCGCUGCUGGCCUGGACGCUCGACGUGCGUCUGCCGCACGCCAUCGCGCUCAGCGAGUACAGCGACCCGCGCAGCUGGCGCGCGUGCGUGGGGCGAGUGCGCGCGGGCGCCACGGCGCUGUGCGCGCGCGCCGGCGUGCCGCCGCCCCCGCCGCCCGCGCCCGCCCCCGCGCCCGCCCACGCGCCCGCCCCGCUGGCCGCGCUCACGGCGCUGCACGCGCUGGCGCUGGCCGCCGCGGCCGACGACCCCGAUCUCGGCAGGGUGGAGAUGUGGUCGAGUCGGUGGAGCGCGUGCGAGGCGUGGCUGUCGGCGGCGGCGCCCGAGGAGCUGGACGAGCCCGAGCCGCCCGAGCACCUGCACUGGCCCGACAACGCGCAGAUGGAAGAGCUAAGCUGCACCCCGCCUCCCGCUCCGUCGCUGGUGACGUCGGCGGCCGCCUCCAUCGCCUCAAUGUGGCGAGGGUGGACAAAGUGACCUGAGAUAAUUCUAGUCUAUGAUAUUCAUAUCUCUACUACACAGCACUCAACAAUUUAUAUUUUAAAUCAAAAUAAAGUAUAUUAGUUGUUAAUUAUCAAAAUCGAAAGCCGUUGUCUAUGUUAAAUUAAAAAACCCGUCGGAUAUAUAGGUGACACUUCACUUGUUGCUAGUUCGCGUAUUGCUUUAUUUCACCAAAUAUUUUGUGUAGACGCAAAUAUUCGAACACGUUAUCCAAACACGGAUUAAACCCGCAAAUUUGUAUACAUAUGUAUGUAACUAUCUAUAAUAAGUGAAUAAAUUUAAAACUCAAAACUAAUCCCUGCUUCCUUGAUCGACACGGAGGUCGAAUAUUUUACCCGUAAAUACCGAAAAAGUUAGAAGUCAUAAUAUAACUAUGUCCUAACUCAAGAUACAGGCCACCAGUGUAUCAACUAUUACACUCGGUUCUGUUUGUCUGGUCUGUUUGAACAGAUAAUGUAAAUACGCGAACAGUCAAGUGAAGUGUAGCCCAAUAUUUUUCGUCUUUGCCAAAUAAAAUUGUAUUAAAAAUAUUCACUGGAAAAUAGAAAGUAUAACAUAUGCAUAGAGCUUUGUUAUAAACCAUUGUAGAAACACUUGAGUUUGUGUGUUCAACAAAUGCGGAAUCCCGCAAAUCACCAAUAAAAGUAACCACAGAUUAAAAAUAGAAAAAUAGAAAAUUUUACAUUCUGACAUAGUACACUUAAAUGACAUUUGAAAUUAUCUCAUUAGUAUUUCAUAAAUUUUCAUUACAAAAAAGUUUUAAUUAUGUAACCAAAAAGAUUUUAAUUUAGUACAAUUAUUAAAAAGUUUUAAUUAGGUAACAAAUAAUAAAAUGGCAAUUAUUAUGUCAACGCAAGGGAGUGUUCAUAGACUAUGUAGUUUUUUGAUUGGUAAAGGUCUUAUGUGUACUAUUACAAAUUAACUAGAAAAACUAAUUUCUGUAUUUAAACACUUUACAUUAAGCAAGAUCCAACCUCAGUAUGUGGUAGCAGUGUUCAUUAAAGUGAACUCAAAAAUGUGGCAUAUUAGGCAGAUUAGCUUAAAAAUGUUAUUUUUUUAAGUUCUUUUUUCUGAGCAGUUUAUUCCAAGUAUAUUGCAUGCUACCUACUAUACGAUUUGACUGCCUCGUUGGUCUCGUGGCUAGAUAUAAGGCCGCUGACCCGGGGUUUCUGGGUUCAAUUCCCAGGCCGGGCCGAUAAAAAGUUAUUGAGUUUUCCUAUCAGAAAAUUCUCAGUAGCAACCCGGGAUCUAGAAGUUGGAAAUUUGUACAUUCCCGUGCCUCGGAAAGCACGUAAAGCUCUUUCCGGUCGUGUCGGAUUGCCGUCCCAUCGGAUUAUGAGAGCUAGGGAAUAGAGAGUGCCUGUGUUUGCGCACACACUUGUGCACUAUAAUACGUCCUGCGCAGUUGGCAAAUCUCUCUUGAAAUUGGCCGCCGUGGCCGAAAUCGGUCUGGAGGAGCUUACCCAUUAUACAUCAUCGGACCUAGCCAUCCAUUAUAUUUUAAUUGUUGGUAAGGUGAUAUUUCAGAAAUGGUGAUAAAGUAUGCGAUCAUUUUUUGUAGAUAAUUGCAUGAUCUACAAUUUUUGUCUUAUCCAAUUUUAUGAUAGCGCUCACUGUUUACGAGAAAAACGCGAAAUCGGUUUUUUGAACUUGAAUUUUUUUAAAGUUUUAAGUUGAUGAGGAUUUUUAAUAUUUUAUGUGUCAUAGUGUCUACCAGACUAUGUCGGGAACCGAUCCCUGGACUUUGUUGUCGAAGGCCCUAGAUUCCGCGGCAAGCCCAAGAAGCGCUGGCUCGAUGUUGUGAGGGACGAUAUGAGAGAGCACGAUCUAACUAAGGAGGACGCUUUAGAUCGGGCAAAGUGGAGGCGUAGAUGCAGGAAAACGACCCUGGCGUUACUAGGCCGGGAAAAUGUUAGACAGAAGAAGAGUGUACCUAAGACCCAUUUUCAGCUCUAAACUAAUGACCGGACUUAAUCUAUGUACUUUACGAACGCUUCCUAACACGUACAGCCAUUCCAAGUAACAAUUAUAAUAAAUUUAACGUGUUUGUUUUUGAUAUUUUUUUUAUUGAUUUGAAAUAUUGU
Nymphalis io (European peacock) is the source of this 3464-nucleotide messenger RNA. It is a transcript of the gene Atg14, whose product is annotated as beclin 1-associated autophagy-related key regulator. Lineage: Eukaryota; Metazoa; Arthropoda; Insecta; Lepidoptera; Nymphalidae. The record is from RefSeq and is a predicted model, not a curated record. The coding region runs from base 64 to 1356 and encodes 430 amino acids. The transcript is spliced from 7 exons. Gene Ontology annotation, biological process: autophagosome assembly; mitophagy; cellular response to starvation. Gene Ontology annotation, cellular component: extrinsic component of phagophore assembly site membrane; mitochondria-associated endoplasmic reticulum membrane contact site; phosphatidylinositol 3-kinase complex, class III.